ACCCAAUUUUCCUUCUUCCUCUUCCUGUGAUUAUUUAACAACUGUCAGCUGCUCGGAGUGAAAUAAAUUAAUUUUUGCGAAUAAAUUAAAUAAAAAUACAACAGGAUGGCAGUGAGAUUAUUCUCCAAAUUGAGGGUCCUCCCUGAAAUGAAGGGGUUAUCCUACUCCAGUGCAGCUGCUCCAGCCACCUUGUCCGAUUUCGAUAUGCAACACAAGACACCAGUUAUCAGGAAGCAGAAGUUAAUCCCGAAGGCGCAGUACGGUGGUCGUCAUGCCGUGACCAUGCUCCCUGGUGGUGGUAUUGGUCCUGAAUGCAUGGGUUACGUCAGGGACAUUUUCAAGUACAUCGGAGCACCAGUCGACUUCGAAGUGGUGGACAUUGACCCCACAAUGGACAAUGAUGAUGAUGUGCAGUACGCCAUCACCACUAUCAAGAGGAACGGUGUGGGCUUAAAGGGUAACAUUGAAACAAAGAGUGAGGCAGCCUACGUGACGUCUCGCAACGUGGCCCUCCGCAACGAACUGGACAUGUACGCCUACAUUCUCAAUUGCAAGUCCUACCCAGGCAUUGUAUCAAGGCAUAAAGAUAUAGAUAUUGUUAUUAUCAGACAAAACACUGAAGGUGAAUACGCCAUGUUGGAACACGAGUCAGUUAGGGGGGUCAUUGAGUCGAUGAAAGUAGUUACCGCGAGCAACUCCGAGCGCGUAGCUAGGUUCGCAUUCGAAUUCGCGAAGAGGAAUGGCAGGAAGAAGGUGACGACAGUCCAUAAAGCGAACAUCAUGAAGAUAUCGGACGGCCUCUUCUUGGAAACAUCCCGUCGUAUGGCCAAGGAGUACCCGGAGAUUGAACAUAAUGAUAUGAUCAUAGACAAUUGCUGUAUGCAACUUGUCGCCAAACCCCACCAAUUCGACGUGAUGCUAAUGACAAACCUAUACGGUUCCAUCGUCUCCAACGUGGUGUGCGGUAUACUGGGUGGAGCUGGUCUUCUCUCCGGCAGGAAUUAUGGGGACCACUACGCUGUGUUUGAGCCAGGCACCAGGAACACAGGUACCGCUAUCGCCGGCAAGAACGUAGCCAACCCGAUCGCCAUGAUCAACGCCUCAGUGGACAUGCUGGAGCAUCUCGGCCACCAUCACCACGCCGGUCUGAUAAGGAAAGCCGUCAACAAAACUAUCAACAUUGACAGAAUCAUGACGCCCGAUGUCGGCGGCACGGCCAGUUCUACGGACGUCGUCAACGCAAUCAUAGGUAAUAUUGGACAGGAAUAGAUUAUACUGGAAUGCAUAUUGCUGAAUGGAUGAUAAUUUGGUAAAAAAAAAUGUGAUCAUUUCUGUAAAAAUAUAUAUUUAAAUGACGUUGGAUUUAACCGCGAAAUGCAGUCGUUUGCAAAUUUGCAUUAACAUACCUACGUUCUAUUACAAUUUUAAAUGUGAUCCUGAAUUUGAAACGAGAAUGAGAAU
This is a messenger RNA of Amyelois transitella, 1461 nucleotides long. It is a transcript of the gene Idh3g, whose product is annotated as isocitrate dehydrogenase [NAD] subunit gamma, mitochondrial. The transcript is spliced from 7 exons. Gene Ontology annotation, biological process: tricarboxylic acid cycle; isocitrate metabolic process. Bases 106 to 1269 code for a protein of 387 amino acids. Gene Ontology annotation, cellular component: mitochondrion. The record is from RefSeq and is a predicted model, not a curated record. NCBI's taxonomy places the organism in Eukaryota, Metazoa, Arthropoda, Insecta, Lepidoptera, Pyralidae.